UUUAUAUGCUUCGUUUUCAUCAUCUUCAGAUCCAAAACUUUUAUAAAUCACACAAUUCAUUCACUAAGCUCUGUAUUAUAACUUUAUUUCCGAUUCUGAUUUUCUUCCCACAAGGUGCUAAUGCCAUGUGGGUUGUAUGAACUGUGUCAAGAACUUUAUUAACUAGAUAAUUUAUUUGGUUAUUAUUACACGAGAUGAGCAGAUGCAUGGGCUGUGGAAUUUUAGGAAAUAUGGCGGUACCGAGACAAACUUUAGCGAGCUCUUAUCAAUAUUCUCUAAUGCUGGACCCGGCUAUAUCUUUUUGGGAUUGUAUUGUUCGUAAGAUUCGUUAUUCCUUCACUUCCGAGUGGGUGUAGUACGAAAGAAGCAAACUUCAAUUUUACUUUAGUUUUCGAGUAGAUAGCGAAACAGUGGUUAAUUAAUACAUAUACGUAGCAGAAAAAUUUUUGGUUUUCAAGUUUACAGAGGAAUAACAUAUGGAUUGUGGCAAAUCACCAUCUGGUGUAAGAAAGAAGAAUAAGAAGCAAGUGAAAGAUGAAUUGGAUAGAAUCAAACAGGCCGAGAAGAAAAAAAGGCGAUUGGAGAAAGCUCUUGCCACCUCAGCGGCCAUUAUUUCAGAGCUCGAGAAGAAGAAACUGAAGAAGAAAGAAGAGCAACAGAGGCUGGAUGAAGAAGGUGCUGCCAUAGCCGAAGCAGUUGCAUUGCAAGUCCUUGUCGAUGAGGAUUCGGAUGAAAGUUAUAGCUCUCAGAAUUCACGUGCUAGUUGCUUUGAUCUUUUUGUUGGUGGCGGAGAUGGUCAUGGAGCAAGGACAGGUGCUGCUGUUCCUCGCCUCCCUUAUAAUCGGCAACAUUACAGGAACCCAAAUGAGAUUGGUUGGAUUGUUAAUGCUCAUGGAGGAUCGAGAUGUCAAUGGAAUGAUUACGGGUGUGGCAAUGAUGGUUCCUUUCUAAAGGGAGUUCAGGCACCAUAUGUUGACGAGAUAUCUGCACAGGCUGUUUCGGCACUCCGAAUUGCAGAUGAUGAUGAUAUGAAUGCCUUUGUGAUUAAUAGAAUGGUGAGAUAGCAAAGGGUUUUAUUCGUGUUUAGGAUUAAGGUCUAAUAAUGUUUUUCUUGUACAUUUUGUCGGUAUCAUUUGUGCCAUCUUCUCGGUGGUGUUUGUUUCUUAAAGUAGUCAUGGGACUGCAAUGAAGUUGAUUUGUAGAUUUCAAGAGUCCUUUAUUGUUAUGGAUUGAAUUUCCAAUAAUGGAUCAUGAUGUAUUUGUUAUUCUGAAUGAAAUUUCAGUUGGUUGUGUUGUUUC
This is a messenger RNA of Erigeron canadensis, 1299 nucleotides long. RefSeq lists its product as uncharacterized. The transcript has 2 exons. NCBI's taxonomy places the organism in Eukaryota, Viridiplantae, Streptophyta, Magnoliopsida, Asterales, Asteraceae. The record is from RefSeq and is a predicted model, not a curated record. Bases 477 to 1064 code for a protein of 195 amino acids.